UUUCUGAAGUUCUGUACUUUCCCAGCCAUUACAAUCCAAUCCUUCAUGCUACCGUGGUUCCGUAGGACAGUAUUGCGAAGCAUCAGUGCUAAGAAAAGUGAGAAGACUACAUUGCAACAGAUAAAUGUCCUAAAUUCUGCAACUGCGAAUGCAGAAGAGUUUUGAGGCCGCCAUAGCUAAAAUUCAGCUAUCGUAUUGGCCAAUCAGCAAGCUCAUGUAGAAAAGACAGAGGGAAACUUGAACUAGUCUAGUUGCUGCGCGAGGCCUGUCGCAAAAUUGUACUUUAUGGCGGAGCAAUCGCUAUGGUGUUGCGAAAUCUUCCACAAUUUGAACAUCACCAAGGUUGCACAUUGGGAAUUCAGGACACAUGCUCUGACCCAUUGGUUUGGCUCAGCAGAGAGAGGAUGUUAUGCAUUGGCUGUUGUCAUAUGUCUUCUAGGAUUAUUUAGAGACUACUGGUUUGAGGAAGCAAUUUCAAGCCAGCCUAUUGCAGUUGCCAUGUGUACAGAUCAUGUUCGUCUCUGUGGUACUCUGCUGAUUGUAACUGGCACAGUUCUUGUCCUGAGCAGUACUUGGUCACUUGGAAUAAUAGGAACAUUUCUAGGGGAUUAUUUUGGACUUCUGCUGAACAAGAGAGUUACAGGUUUUCCAUUCAAUGUCAUGAACAACCCAAUGUACUGGGGAUCAACAAUGAACUUCUUGGGAUACUCAUUAAGGCGAUGUAGUCCAGCAGGAGUACUCCUAACAGCACUAGUUGCAGUAUGUUACAAAAUAGCCCUGUUAUUUGAGGGGCCUUUUACUGAAAGAAUUUAUGCUGAAAAGAAGUUGAGACAAGAAAAAGAAGAAUGAAAAUUAAUAAAUUAUGCUGAUAAUUUA
This is a messenger RNA of Orbicella faveolata, 876 nucleotides long. RefSeq names its product phosphatidylethanolamine N-methyltransferase-like. Gene Ontology annotation, biological process: phosphatidylcholine biosynthetic process. Gene Ontology annotation, molecular function: phosphatidylethanolamine N-methyltransferase activity. The record is from RefSeq and is a predicted model, not a curated record. Lineage: Eukaryota; Metazoa; Cnidaria; Anthozoa; Scleractinia; Merulinidae.